Syngnathus typhle (broad-nosed pipefish) is the source of this 994-nucleotide messenger RNA. RefSeq names its product signal-induced proliferation-associated 1-like protein 1. NCBI's taxonomy places the organism in Eukaryota, Metazoa, Chordata, Actinopteri, Syngnathiformes, Syngnathidae. The record is from RefSeq and is a predicted model, not a curated record. Bases 158 to 994 code for a protein of 278 amino acids. The transcript has 4 exons.
CUUAUGGUCUAUAAAUCAACCUAAUUUAGGCGUAUAUUUCUGGUCUAUUAAUCAACCUAUUUUAGCUCUAUAAAUAAACUCUGGCCACUCCAGCAGUAAUACGCUUUCAAGCACGGCUUCCAGUGGGGGCCACAGCGACAGCGAUAAAUGGUACGAAAUGGGGGCUGGCGGAGCCUCCAGCGGGGAGCAAGGCGAGCCAGAGCCCAACGGCCUCGGAGGCGGCGGCUACCUCCAGGGCGCCUCGGCCGACAGCGGCAUCGACACCGGCUCGUACGGCGCCUCGCACCACAAUCACCCGCACUCUCAUCACGGCAGCACCACGUCCCUGCUCGCUCCCAGCGGAGGUCGCGAGAGCCGGGAUCGCUCGCCGUGGCACAGCCCCACCGAGGGUGGACGCAGAAUGCUGGAGAGGUCGCCGGCAGCCGCCGAGUCGCCGGUUCCUCCGGUGGAAAGGAGCCUGGAUAGUACCGGACGAACGCCUCCGACUCAUCUCCUUGUUCGAGACAGCAGCACUUUCAGUUUGAGUGAAGGUGGAUCUCACUCAAGACAUGGCUCUCCCCGGGAAGAGACCUCCUCGACCACUCCGCCAUCAUCCCAGUCGUCGGCGUCUCCUGGACCAAAGAGCUUUUACCCUCGCCAGGGAGCUCAGUCCAAAUACCUGAUAGGCUGGAGGAAGCCUGGUUCCACCAUCAAUUCCGUUGACUUUGGAGACACACGCAAGAAAUCCCCAGGGGAGAGUGGGAUGGAGGGUAUUCCGACUCCCGCGGCCAGACCUUCUCUGAGGGACAUGCACUCUCCACAGCCCCAUGCCAAGUCUACGAUUGAAGAAGAUGGAAAGAGGCACCCUGCAAAAGAUAGCCCGCUCCCGCCCCGCAGACAUAAGGAAAAGCAUGCCCAGAAAUCGCCACCGAGCCAAGCCCCGAGCCGCCGCCGCUCGCUCCAUCGCACUCUUUCCGACGAGAGCAUCUACUAUCUAUAUAUCAACCUAUUUUAG